This is a messenger RNA of Diachasma alloeum, 1804 nucleotides long. RefSeq names its product jerky protein homolog. The record is from RefSeq and is a predicted model, not a curated record. Gene Ontology annotation, molecular function: DNA binding. The transcript has 2 exons. The coding region runs from base 251 to 1777 and encodes 508 amino acids. Gene Ontology annotation, cellular component: nucleus. NCBI's taxonomy places the organism in Eukaryota, Metazoa, Arthropoda, Insecta, Hymenoptera, Braconidae.
ACACAGAGCACUCUUACGAUAGAGUUUCACAUUUCGUCAAUAUUGCUUCUCUUCUGAGUCGCUCAUACACUCUCACCCGAAAGUGAAAAAAAAAUCUAGAACUUGCUCGAUAUUUCGCGAGUCAUAAAAAAUAUUAGGGAUAAGUCAAUCCAACUGUUCGCCUGGCUGAUCCGUUUGCUCACGAGUUUCAUGUAGACGUAGCCCACAUGCGUUACCAUUCCUCGUUACUGCAUAAGGAUCAAACACGAAAAUGCCUAAACGCAAAAGAGUACCAGCAUACACUAAUGAGGACCUCCAGAAAGCUCUGGACGCUGUGAAUGCAGGAAAGACCCUGGGAUCAGUGAGCAAGGAAUUCAACAUCCCCAAGUCAACCCUAUUCGACAAGUCCAGAGGUAUCUCAAAGCCCACAAUAGGCAGACCAGGACCUGUGAGUGUCCUAGGGGAAUUCUACGAACAGAAGCUCGUAGAAUGGAUUCUCUACAUGUCUGACCAGGGCUGUCCUGUCACCAAGGAUCAGCUCCUAAAUUCCGUCCAAAAGCUCGUCGAAUCGCUGGGUAAAGUUGACGUUUUCACUGAUGGUCGUCCUGGCAGACACUGGUACGGAGCCUUUCAGAAACGUCAUCCCGAGGUUGAAGACAGACUUUCCGAGAAUACAACGUCAUCUCAAGCUAAAGUAACUGAGGAGAAAAUUCGCCACUGGUUUGAACAAGUGAAAAAUUACUUGGUCACCAAAAAUUUACUGGGCAUUGACAGCUCUCGUGUGUUCAACUGUGAGGAAUCAGGCUUCUACCUGUGUCCAAAGGGCCAGAAAGUCCUGAUAAAACGAGGAAAUCGAGCAGCAUUCGAUGAAAAAGAGUGUCUCACAGCACUUUUCUGUGGGAAUGCUGCUGGCCACCAUCUACCACCAAUGAUCACCUUCAACUAUAUAAGAAUACCUGCUAUUGUCACAGCACUCACACCAAAAGACUACACCAUUGGUCGUUCAACUACUGGAUGGAUGACGCCAACAUCAUUCUUGGAUUGGAUUCGCAAGUCUUUUCACCCUUGGAUUGUGAAAAAUGAGAUUGAAAUGCCAGUUGUUCUGUAUCUGAAUGGACACUCGGCUCAUUUGACUCUACAGCUCAGUGAUUUUUGUCGUGAGAAUGGGAUAGAGUUGAUUUCAAUUCAUCCAAACUACAUCAAUUUUCUGCAGCCAAUGGACGUCGCAGUGUUUCAUCCCCUCAAAGCUGCUUGGAGAGAUGCUGUUACUGAGUGGAGGCUGACUAAAGAUGGAAAUCGUGUCAAGAGAGAGCACUUCGGAGGAGUUUUGGAAAAAGCACUUGGUAAGAUGAAGUGGGAGAGCAUUCUAGCGAAUGGAUUCCAGGCCACAGGACUCCACCCAUUCAAUCCUGAUGCGAUCCAUUACGAAGAGAAUGUGAGAAUUACGAGACAGCCACAGUUGAAGACAUCGCCUGUCCCAACAGAGCCGGAACUUCCCUGUUAUAGUGAUGAACAAAUGACUUACAUCGAGUUCGUGGAGGCAAACAUCGACAGCCAACUACUUCAAGAUUUCAAACUCGUUGGUGAUAGGGAAGAGUGGUCAGGGGAUGUUGCUCAGAGCGGGCUGUUUUUGUUCUGGAGAAAAAUUAAGAAUUGUGAGGGAUCCCAUGGGAAGCCGAAAGCCUCAGCAUCAGCCGAGGACGAACAAAACCCAGAUUCCCAGAAGUCAUUUCUUGCUAACACUAGUUUACGAUUCCAUUGUCCUUCCUUUAAUACUUUUCUGAACGAACAUUCGUGAUGAUUCCUCUCCCAGUAUUUUUUUAUA